GACAUCGUUUCUGAGUACGUAAUUGUCAACGCCUGGUGUUGUUAGCUACGAUACGAAUCGUCGUCGGGUCUGCUUCUUCUUCACUAUCUAGACUGGGCGAUUCAUUCUAUACCCGUGAAAAAACCCUAGGUCGCAAAUAUGAUGAACCUCUCGAGAUCCGUCGCGUUGAUCUCAUUAUUCCUUCUUCCAUUGCUUAGCUUCUCUUUCUCCGUCGAUAAUCCGACGGAUCGGCGGGUUCUGGUUCUGCUCGACGAUCUAUCACUUAAAUCCUCUCAUUCCAUCUUCUUCAGCACUCUCAAAUCGCGUGGAUUCGAUCUCGAUUUCAAGCUAGCUGAAGAUUCGAAGCUCGCGCUUCAACGGUACGGCCAGUACUUGUACGACGGGCUCAUCAUCUUCGCCCCGUCGACAGAGCGGUUUGGAGGAUCGUUGGAUUCGAAAUCCAUUGCUGAUUUCGUUGAUUCAGGUCGUGACUUGAUCUUAUCGGCGGAUACUUCUGCGUCUGAUCUGAUUCGCGGGAUUGCCUUAGAAUGUGGGGUUGAUUUCGACGAGGAUUCUUCGGCUAUGGUUAUUGAUCAUUCCAGCUUCUCUGUCUCUGAUGUUGACGGAGACCACACCUUGAUUGCUGCAGACGAUUUAGUUAAAUCCCAUGCCAUUCUAGGAAAAACCAAGAUUGAGGCUCCUGUGCUCUUCAGAGGGGUUGCACAUUCAUUGAACCCUACCAACAAUCUGGUUUUGAAAGUUCUUUCAGCUUCUCCCUCAGCUUAUUCUGCUAACCCGAGCUCGAAGUUGUCGAGUCCCCCCCAGCUCACUGGUUCUGCUAUUUCGCUAGUGUCCGUCAUGCAGGCCAGGAACAAUGCUAGGGUUGUGAUCUCAGGCUCGUUGCAGUUGUUUAGCGACAAGUUAUUCAGAUCUGGUGUCCAGAAAGCUGGGAGUCCAAACAAAUAUGAAAAAUCUGGCAACGAACAGUUUGCGACUGAACUAAGCAAAUGGGUCUUCCACGAAAGAGGUCAUCUUAAGGCUGGUAGUCUUGUACACCACAGGGUUGGAGAGACAGAUGAGCCAGCAAUAUAUAGGAUAAAGGAUGACCUGGAAUUUUCUGUGGAGAUACUCGAGUGGUCAGGGAAGAGCUGGGAACCGUAUGUAGCUGAUGAUGUGCAGGUUCAGUUUUACAUGAUGAGCCCAUAUGUUCUGAAAACCUUGUCAACAGACAAGAAGGGUCUAUUUCAUACAUCAUUCAAGGUUCCUGAUGUGUAUGGUGUAUUCCAGUUUAAGGUUGAAUAUGAAAAGCUAGGCUACACUACAUUAUCUCUUUCAAAGCAGAUACCUGUGAGGCCUUACAGACACAAUGAGUAUGAGAGAUUUAUCCCAACUGCGUAUCCUUAUUAUGGAGCCUGCUUUACCACUAUGGCUGGUUUCUUUGUCUUCAGCUUCGUUUACCUCUACCAUAAGUAGAAAAUCUCGUGAAUGGUUCUCCAGUCGGAUAGAGUAAAAUAAAGGCCGACCUUCAUUUCAAUCUUGUUUUUUUUUUUUUUUUGCCAACAAGCAAUAGUGAACACUUGCAACCUUUUUUGUUACCAAGAUAUUUUUAGAUUGAACAUUAGUGAACACUUGCAACAGUUUACACC
This is a messenger RNA of Brassica napus (rape), 1625 nucleotides long. Its product is annotated as dolichyl-diphosphooligosaccharide--protein glycosyltransferase 48 kDa subunit. Gene Ontology annotation, cellular component: endoplasmic reticulum membrane; oligosaccharyltransferase complex. The transcript has 13 exons. NCBI's taxonomy places the organism in Eukaryota, Viridiplantae, Streptophyta, Magnoliopsida, Brassicales, Brassicaceae. The coding region runs from base 139 to 1452 and encodes 437 amino acids. The record is from RefSeq and is a predicted model, not a curated record.